AUGAAGCUGCUAGUGAUUUUAGCAUUUUACAUAACACUAAGCUACGGAAAUUCUAUUUCAAGGAUCCCUUAUGACAACAGUCAUUAUGUUGAUGGUGUAAGCCGCUACAUUUGGAUGUCCAGGGAUGAUGGUGAACAGACUUUAGUAGACCUACAUGAAAGUGUGGAUAAUCUUGAAAACACAAAGGCAGCUGGAGCUAACAAUCAAUACUGGCUUUAUACUAGACAAAAUCCGGAUGACUAUCAGCUGCUAGUCCAUGGAGAAUCUAGCAGUGUAAUCAAUUCGUACUUCCAAGCGGAUAAGAUGACCAAAGUAGUCGUACAUGGCUGGAAUAAUAAUGGAGCGGAUUCUGUAUACAAUCAAGUGAUGAGAAAUUCGUUACUUGACGCUGAAGAUUGCAAUGUAAUAGCUGUUGAUUAUCGUGAUAUUGGAAGUGCGUUAUACGUAGUCGCAGUAAAUGGUGUCCCAAGUGUGGGCGAGUCGCUUGGUACUUUCUUGGAUUGGUUAUUGAAAGAAACUGGUGGGGAUUGGAACAAUGUCCAUCUUCUUGGUUACAGUUUGGGCGCACACGUUAUUGGCAAUGCGGCACGCAUAGUUGAUGGUCGGCCAGCCAGACUCACAGGUUUCGAUCCAGCUGGUCCUCUUUGGCAUAUGCAUCCUAAUAGGUUGGACAGUAGUAACGCUCAGUAUGUAGAAGCUAUUCAUACGAAUGGUGGAGUUAUGGGUAUAUUAUCUCCAGUUGGCCAUGUAGACUUUUAUCCUAACGGUGGUGUAAUACAGCCCGGCUGCUUCUCUAACAAUUGCUUCCACGACCGAUCAUACCAAUUCUUUGCAGCGAGCAUAAACACAGGCCAUUUAGUAGGACGAAAGUGCGAAAAUAUUUCUGAAGCUUUAAACAACAGUUGUACUGGAACCCCUUUACAAUUAGGGGGUAUAGAUAUUAAUAAAAGAGGGAGCGGUAUUUUCGGUAUGCGUACAGGCAGAGCUUGGCCUUUUUGA
Diatraea saccharalis (sugarcane borer) is the source of this 999-nucleotide messenger RNA. NCBI's taxonomy places the organism in Eukaryota, Metazoa, Arthropoda, Insecta, Lepidoptera, Crambidae. The record is from the annotation of a GenBank genome assembly.